Impatiens glandulifera is the source of this 3109-nucleotide messenger RNA. RefSeq names its product lysine-specific demethylase JMJ25-like. NCBI's taxonomy places the organism in Eukaryota, Viridiplantae, Streptophyta, Magnoliopsida, Ericales, Balsaminaceae. Bases 186 to 2963 code for a protein of 925 amino acids. The record is from RefSeq and is a predicted model, not a curated record. The transcript is spliced from 12 exons. Gene Ontology annotation, cellular component: chromatin; histone deacetylase complex. Gene Ontology annotation, biological process: regulation of transcription by RNA polymerase II. Gene Ontology annotation, molecular function: histone H3K9 demethylase activity; chromatin DNA binding; transcription coregulator activity.
UCUUCAAGAUUUUACAUUCAUAGUAUUCUCGCAUAUAUAUAUAUCCAAUUCAAGUGCAGAAGAAAGGUAUCAGUUUCUUUCUCUGUUUAAAGAAAUUGCGGAUUAGGAUUUACGAUAUCAGAGCUUAAAUCACGAAUGUUAGAUUCAUUGACCAGAUUACUACAGUGAGAAUCAACAGUUGAAUCAUGACGCCAGAUCCUUUGGAGAAACAGACUAUUCAAAAUGGGCUUCCCCUUGUGAAGGAAAUGGAAGCUGUAGAGUAUUUUGAUGAUGUGAUUAGUUCAUCAGAUGUAGAGCGUAAACCAAGAGGAAGAGGUCGAGGAAGAGGAAGAGGUAGACCUCGAGGUCGAGGAAGAGGUGCGAAGAGAAAGAUUUCUGAGAGUGGUCGGAAGAAGAAAAAUGAUGAGAUGGAGGACUCUGAUUAUAGUCCAGGACCGGGUCAUAGAGGGCAUAGGCCUUUAAGAAAGAGAGGAAGGCCAAGGAAAAUAAUAGAAUCUGAAACUAGCAGAACAUCAUUGACUGAAGAUGUCAAUGACAGUACUUUUAGUUUAGUAUCAGAACACAGAUCUAAGAUUCCAGUGAAGAGAGGUGUUUUCGCUAAGUGUGAUGGAAACAUGGAUGCAUGCGUGGAAUUACAAUCUUCCAGUUCACAAGCUAACAGAAGGUCUACAAGAUGCCGCGAUUUGUUGGGUAAUAAGAAAUCAGGUUUGGAUGUUUUUUAUAUUGGUGAAUGGAUUGAUGAUGAAGACGCUGAAUGGAUGGAAGAUGAAGAGGUUGAUGAUGAGUAUUUUAUCCAAGAGAAAAAAGAGAGUAGUGAAAUGAAUAAACGAUUGAGGCUUCCUAGGGAAACUGAGAUGGAUUCUGAGAUCUUAACAAAUCAAUUGGAGCAGAAUCAGAAGAAAACUGAAAAGAAGGAUAUAAUGUGUCAUCAGUGCAAGAGGUUUGAUAGAAAACUCGUUAUUCCUUGCACAAACUGUGAGCAAAUUAUGUAUUGCACUUAUUGUGUCAAAAAAUGGUACCGGGAUUUGAAUGAAAUAGAUGUUUCCGAGCGAUGUCCAGUUUGCAGGGGAAACUGUAAUUGCAACUUUUGUUUGCAGUCAAGUGGUCUAAUUCAGACUUCAAAGAGGGAUCUCAGUCGUGAGGAGAAGAUCCACCAUCUUCAUUACUUGAUCAAGUUGCUCAUUCCACAUCUUAAACAAAUUAAUGAAGAACAGAAUUUGGAGAUAGAGAUAGAGUCCAUAAUUCAAGAGGUGUCACCAGCUUCUGUUAAUAUACAGAAGACUUCUUGCCGAAAUGAUGAGCGUAUCUUCUGCAAUAAUUGUUCAACUUCAAUUGUUGACCUUCAUCGAAGUUGCCUCAGUUGUUCGUAUGAGCUUUGCAUAACCUGUUGUCUUGAGAUUCGGAAAGGAGUGAGAUUUGGAGUUGAUCAAAGAAUAUCAGAUCAAUACAAAGAUAGAGGUCCAGAUUACUUUCACGGAGGAGAUCCAAUACCAGAAGAUAUUUCUGGUUUGAAGACUUUAGAGGAACAUAUAGGAGAAUCAUUUACUAAAUGGACUGCAAAUGAUGAUAUGAGUAUUAGUUGUGCUCCAAAGGCGUUGGGUGGAUGUGAGGACACUUGUGCGCUGAAACUGAAACACAUUCUUCCAAAAUACUGGAUUUUGGAUCUAAUAACUAAAGCAAGUGACAUACUAAGGAAUUAUGAAGCAGAUGCUCUUAGUCAUCAUAUUGGAGAUGCCAACGAGCAAAUGAAAGACGUAGAAGGAGAUGAAGAUAACCAUUUGUAUUGCUUGGACUCGGUUGAUACCCUAAAGAGGGAAAGUCUAGUACAAUUCCAGAAGCGUUGGACUAAAGGUGAACCUGUAAUUGUUCGCAAAGUUCUUAAUGAGACAAAUGGGUUAAGCUGGGAGCCAAUGGUUAUGUGGCGUGCACUUUGUGAAAGUUUGGACCCAAAAAUGUCUUCAACUAUGACUGAAGUGAAGGCUAUUGAUUGUCUAGCUGGUUGCGAGGUGAAGAUAAAUACCCGCAAAUUUUUUGAUGGUUACUUAAGUGGUAGAAGGUAUGAUAACCUUUGGCCUGAAAUGCUGAAGCUUAAAGAUUGGCCUCCCUCCGAUAAAUUUGAAAAUUUACUGCCCCGUCACUGUGACGAAUUCAUUCGUGCCUUGCCCUUCCAAGAAUAUGCAGAUCCUAGGGCUGGAUUUCUUAAUAUUGCUGUAAAAUUGCCUUCCGAUAUCCUAAAGCCAGAUUUGGGUCCAAAAACGUAUAUUGCUUAUGGCAUUGUUGAGGAACUUGGAAGAGGCGAUUCUGUCACCAAGCUUCAUCUCGAUAUGUCAGAUGCAGUGAAUAUAUUAACACAUAAUGCUGACAUGAAGGUGGAUGAUGAGCAACAAGCUGCCAUUGACACAUUAAAGAAGAUACAUCUGGCUCAAGAUUACAAGGAGGGAUGUAUAAUAGCCCAAGACAUGAAUCAUGUAACACUCAAGGCUAAGGAAGUUGACACGAAAGAAAGAGGAGGUGCUUUGUGGGAUAUCUUUAGAAGGGAAGAUGUUCCGAGAUUAGAGCAAUAUCUUAAAAAACACUAUAGAGAAUUCAGACACAUUUUCUCUAAUCCGGUAGAUCACGUUGUUCACUCCAUUCAUGAUCAAUCGUUCUACUUGACCAUGGAUCACAAGCAAAAACUUAAAGAAGAAUAUGGUGUAGAACCAUGGACUUUUGAACAAAGACUUGGAGAGGCAGUAUUUAUUCCAGCUGGUUGCGCCCAUCAAGUUAGGAAUUUGAAAUCAUGCACAAAGGUCGCUGUAGACUUUGUUUCUCCGGAGAAUAUUAGUGAAUGUCUUCGGUUGGCCGCGGAAUUUAGACACCUGCCAAAGGACCAUAAAGCAAAAGAGGAUAAAUUAGAGAUAAAGAAAAUGAUUAUUUAUGCAAUGGAUAAAGCAAUUAAAGAUUUUGAAGAGUUGACAUCCUAGGAAGAAUAAGUUGACUGUUGUUGUGUUAUAGAAAUUUACUAGAGAUUUUGAUUUCUUUAGUUUUUUUCUGUAAUAAUGUUUUGAAUCUUGUUUUGACUAUUAAGUUCUUAGACAUGGUUUUUUGUUAGCCAGUGGGGCUUCUUUUA